AUGCCUGCGACAAGAGAUUGUCCAACGCAGAUGUCGGCUCUCCUGAGACAGGGAUAUCUCCAGCAGCGCCAUGAUAGCGCGCCAAUUAUUCCAGAUCAUAGCACUAAGAUUCUCGCCAUUCUCAAUGCCAUGAGCAGUUCUGAUGAAUCCAAGGUGAAAGACUACGAUGCUUUGGAUAUCCAAACUCUUCGGGACAUACCCAAGUACUUGCUGGCGUGGUAUGACCACAUCACGAGAAUGAUUCAUAAGAAACCAACAAUUGGUUACCCCGUUGAGGAAGUAAACCUAGUACAACGUAUCAGAAUGCCUGAAUCCAUAAUGUAUUGUCCUAUGCAGGGUAUUCAGUGCACCAUACAUGAUGUCUUGGAGGCCGCAUCCUUUCAAGUCAUCCUUCAUUUGGAUAUAAUGGAGAAUACUGAGGUUCACCUUGUUGCAGCAAUUCUCCCCACAGACGAGUCCGAACUUCGGCAGGCUGUGUAA
Molecule: messenger RNA, 480 nt
Organism: Perkinsus marinus ATCC 50983
Lineage: Eukaryota; Perkinsozoa; Perkinsida; Perkinsidae
Exons: 1
Coding region: 1-480 (159 amino acids)
Source: RefSeq, a predicted model, not a curated record